CUUGGUGUCAGUGUCGUCAGUGGUUGAUUUAUUGUGUCAAAAAUCAGAGGAUCGAAGCAAAUCCGGCCGAAUCUUUCGCGAGAAAUUUAUCAUGGAUUCCAAAUCUUCAAUCAAAGGCCCCUUCCUGUCACAGGAAAAAUUCGGUUCAAAAUUUACACGUUUUGCAAGGCAUCCUUCGAGAAUUGGCACCAAAGCAUCAAAAUUUCUCACCGCAACAAGAGGACUUCCACCCGUUUAUCGAAGCUCUGCUGCCUUACGUUAAGUCGUUCAGCUACACUUGGUUCAACCUUCAGGCGGCGAAACGGCGCUACCUCAAAAAGCACGAGAAGAAGAUGACCCACAACGAGGAGAACAAGUGCAAGCGGGACUUUCAGAACGAGAAUCCGGAAACGAAGCAAAAGUGGGCCGCCCGACUGUUGGGGAAACUGCGCAAGGACAUCACCCACGAUAGCCGGGAGAACUUUGUGCACUGCAUCUCAAAGAAGAAAACCUCAAUGUGCAUUCUGUCCAAUCCGGACCAAAAGGGAAAAAUGCGCCGAAUAGAUUGUCUCCGGCAAGCGGACAAGGUCUGGCGCUUGGAUCUGGUGAUGGUCAUCCUGUUCAAAGCGAUCCCCCUGGAAAGUACCGACGGCGAGCGGCUCGAGAAGGCCUGUUUCUGUACCAGUCCCAGCCUGUGCAUCAAUCCGUAUCACAUACAAGUAUUAAUUAAGGAGUUAGAUCUCUAUCUGGCCAACUUCAUUAAAUCCCCAGCGGAAAUGCAUCGCAUCCAAUUAACCUGUCCAGUGCCCGACCGUCAUGUGGUACACAAUUACUGCGAAGAGCCGCCGCCACAGCUAGAUUACAAGAAAUCGAUAACAGCUACAAAUGUAUCUCCCUUAAGUGAGUGGAAUGAAUUUAGUCGGCCAUGUGGACACGGGCCAGGAGGUGUGGCCAAACAAGUUGCGUUGCGAGCCUGCCCUUUGUGUUUGGGAAGAUCACUGUAGCAAAACAUCAACAACGCCGCGUGAAUACAAAUAAUUCUUUCGGCUGGUCAUCAUCGUGGCAGGCCAUGCCAGGACGGGGGGAAAACAGAUAGACAGGACAGAGGAUAGACGUGUCGUGCGACGACUGCUAACAAUUCGGCCUGCUAGGAUCGACUUGGCUUUUUAGAUGUCCGAUAGUCGUCUAAUAGUGCUCUAUUGAAUCAUCAAAUCAUCAUCAUCUCCAUCGCCGCCCGUUCCCUCUAGUUUCGUUGAUGCCGACGCCGAAGGCGGCACAAAGGAUCCAAAGUAUACGGUAUCAAUGGUGGAUUUGGGAUUGUUUUUAUUUGUGGGCCCUCUUUCCAACGGGUAUGAUUUGGCAUCUUUUUUGUUCAGAUAUGUGUGAUCUUGUUUAUGCAACACCACCACCAAGUAGACGUUGGUUAGCGGGGCACAGAAUAAAUUUAUAUUAAGUAACCAUCCUUUGUUAUUAUCUUUUCCCGAAAAAAAAAGUUUCUUUUCUUUUGCAUUAUCCACCAAAGAUAAAGCUUUGUGGGGGAGAAGUGAUGCUACUUCUCUACUCCUUCGGUCGUCUUGAGGCUUUUGUAAUGGGUCAAUGCUUUGUUUUCCCAUUUUUUUCUGUUUGGACCUCAAAAAGCCACUCCAAAGUGGUUGAUUUGUUUUGUUGUGUUUUUUUUCUCCGCUUUCUUACCAGUCAUAUUGUUCCCAUGCUGUCUGACCCAAGAUUCUGAUACGCUGGUCAACGGAAGAGCUGGUUGUUGUUUGAGAAGCAAUUGAAAUGUGAGAAAAAGAACUUAUCGAUUUGCUUCUUUUCUGUUUCGAAAAACGGCAAUGAAUAACAAUAUUUACCGGAUCAAUAAACAUAAUAGCCUUCGUUCUUGUGGUGUGUUCGGACACGAACAAAAGGAAACGAUGAUAGAGGUGAAGAGUGAGAGGAUCCGUAGGACCGCUAUCGAUCGAUUCUCGGCAUAAUGGGUUUGUAGGACUGAAAUUCGAUCGCUUGAACUCCAAGCAUGGAAUGGUAAAAUUUGCUCAACUCUUUUCCCGUUUUUUUUUUGUUUGCUCUGCGGUGAAUUCAAGUCGAAUAUGAUCAGCUGGGGAGGAUCUUCUGUAAGGUGUUAAGUUCGGAUUCAUUUUUCUGUGUGUCGCAAAUAUUGGAACAAAAAUAUGUUAAAUUUGUUGAAGAGUGAACUUCCAAGAACUGGAUCGAUAAGUUUGCGAAACGGAAAGUGAGUUGAUCUUUCCCAGGCGAUUCGACAGUCGAGUUUGGUCGAUCAGCUGUUCACUGAUAUUGUUUUGGUGAUUCGGAAGCAAUGAACGCUCUCGAAUUAUUCGUGUAGGGAUCGUUUUAGAGAUAGAUGUAAUCUUAACCCUUUUGUUUUUAUAAUUUCCAUUUUUCCGCCAUGUAUUUUUUUUUCAUUGUGUCGUGUGGGAACUUCGAGAAAAACUUUAUGUGAACCUCGCCUCUAAGUCUAUUUUGAUAACAUCUCAUACUGUAUUUUCCCAUGUGAAAAACUCAUCCUGACUACACGGUUACACGGUAGUGAUCUCGACUAUUUUGUACCAUAAGAGAGUGAAGGUGGAGGAGCUGAGAUUCAAACAAGACGGUGCAACAUGCCACACUGCGCGUCCCAUAAUGAAUUUAUUGACAGUGAAUAAAUUCGCAUAAUGGACCGAUAAAUUGGCCUGCGAUUUUAAACUGUUGGACUAUUUUUUGGGGUUAUGUGAAGUCUGUACGGUACACCGAGAAACUGCAUACGAUUAACACCUUGGAGGACAACAUUCUUCACAUUAUCACUGAAAUACGGCUGCGAGUAGUGAUCGAAAAUUGUACUUCGACCAAGAUCUUCAAAGAUCGACCAUAAAAAAGUUUUAAACCAUUUGCUGGAUUCACAAAGAAGCUCGGUGUUUGGGUGUCACACCAAUUUACAGAAAAAACACGAUGGAUCGAAUUUCCAUCUGCGAAGCCUUGGUCAAACUGAAUGAAAUCGACCCAUUUCUGAAAGGGAUAGUGAAUAGGGAUGAGAAAUGCGUCACAUACGACAAUAUUGUGUGAAAACGAUCGUGGUAAAAGCGUUGUGGAGCCGCUCAAACGGUAGCCAAAGCAGGUCUAACGGCCAGGAAGGUUCUACUGUGUAUUUGGUGCGACUUGAAAGGAAUAAUUUAUUAUGAGUUGCUUCCGAAUGGCUGAACACUAAAUUCAGCACUGUACUGUCAAGAACUGGACCGUUUGAAGCUAGCUGUUGACGAGAAACGGACAGAAUUGGCCAACAGAAACUCCGGGAGCUGAGUUGGGAAGUCUAAACCAUCCACCAUAUAAUCCGGCCUGGCACCAAGCGACUACUACCUUAUUUUCGCAUUGCAAAAUUUCCUGAGUGAUAAGAAAGUAAACCUUUAUGAAAGAGUUAUUAUGGAGCUACAUUUAAAAUGGCAACAAACCAAACCGUGCAUUGAAUUGACUUGAAUGGCGUUAACGUUCCCUGUGGAACUUUUGCCGUCUUAACGUAUGCAUUAACUGGCGUAAUUUAUUAAUACUUAGUUGAGAUUUCGUUAGCCAAAUAACACGCCUUGAAUGUAUUCCGAGGGGCAAGCUCUAGAAUACGCGUGACCACAGUGCAAGUCGAAGGAAAUUUCUUUGACGAAAAAUCCCCCCGGCCAGAACGGGAAUCGAACCCGAACACCCGGCAUGAUAAUGUGAGACGCUAACCACUCGGCCACGGGUGCACCGUGCAUAUUUGGCCCAAAUCGAACAAUCCUAAAUGUCUUAAAUAUAGUUUUGAAUUUUACGCAAAAAUAAUGGAUUACUUUUUCCCCAUCCUCCCACAACUAUUAUAACACAUUUCAAAUAAACAAAACACACACAACACUAUGGCAUCCACUCCAAUAUAACAUCGACAGCGCGUAAAACAACAACAAUGUGCGCAUGUGAUGCAAUAAUACACGAACACUCUCCACUAGACGGUAUGAAAUCCGACGAAACCGGAUUGCUUUCAGUUUACGUACCGGAUUCGUUUUUAGGAAAAGCUCUCACGGGGUCAUAUCUGGAGGAAAAAUUCGUUCACAAUGAUCGAUCGAUGAACUGGUGCAAAAUUCAAAUAAUAUUCUGCCACAAAUCGGGCUGUUUAGGACGAAUUUUCUCUCUCAAACGCAUCAUAACGCAAAUAUUCUUUAUUGAUCAACGGAAGGCUAUUUACUGUCAUCCGUGAGAAAUUUCGAAUGGACAACCACGAACAUCGAAGAAAACAUUAGGAAAGCAUUAACUUCACUUUGAUCGACUUUGACGAAGUUUGUUUUUCGGUUUCGGUGGGAUCAGAAUUUGAUCGUUCAAGCGUGUCUUCAGCCAGUUGAUUGCGAUAGGAUUUCAGAAGAAAAUUGAGCUGGUUUGGCACUAGUAGUGCUGCGACUUUUGUUAGGCCCAAAACAUCAACCAAAAUAUGGCAAACGAUGUCUUGAGAGAUAUUCAAUUCACGGGCUUGCUCUCUCAAACCUAAAUGACGAUUUCCGAGCACCAUUCCUUUUAUUUUGUCGAGAUUUUCAUCAGUUGAAGAGUUCGUCCUGGACGUGGCAAUUCGCUCCUCUCUAUGCCUUUUACCAUUCAUACACUAGUGUUGAGUUGAGUCACCAAAUGCAUUCUGCAACAUUUUGAACGUUUGUGCAACACAAAAUUUCACACAAUAUCUUUGAUCAAUAAAGUUAUCCAUAUAAAAAAUAGCCGACAAAUUCCUGGUAUAUAUUUGACAGAAUGAACACAUGAAACCGAAAGUUAUGAAUCGUUCGUUUUGAGAGUCGCGUAGUAUUUUGUACUUCUGGUACGAUUUGCGAUUAUAUGCUCCUCUAAUUUACUCCAAACUUUGAAAAAUCGGCUAACGAAAAAUGGCUAUGAAAUGUUUACAGAUGUUAAGGGAAUGUAUUAGGCUAAAAAUUUGUAUGCAAACAUUAAAAAUUACUGUGAUAUUUGCAGAAAAUCCACUAUAUUUUGUAAAGCACAAUAAAAAUCCUGUUUUUGGCCUUUUUUUGAAACCGAUUUGAAUUCGAUUUUUCAUUUAUUCCCGAUAUUGUCGCCCACUACACCCAUACACACUAAGAUAAAAAAAGUGUACGUAAAGUAUUCUGAUACCUGAGAGUUAUAUCUUCAAAAUAAUAUACAUUCCAUCGAUAUGCGUUGAUUUUUCACGAAGUUACAGCAUAUAAAAAAAUCACUCAAAAUUUACGACUUCGCACUCUGUUCCUCUAUUUUUUGUCGAGUGUAUAUAAUACGACAUAUAUGCACAUAUAAAGCAAUAUAUAACGAUAUUACGAUGCUUGUUACACUGAUAUGCAAUUUAACCCAACGAUGCUCGUUAUACUGAUAUACAGGGAAACUUUGAUAUAACGUACAUUUCACUUCAAAAAUUUUACGUUGUAUCGAAGCAUAAUAAAGAACUCAGAAAAAUAGGUCAAAUAACUUUAUUGUGAUGCUGUUUGGGAAGAGUUAGUGAAUAAUGAUGAAAAAAUUCAACUAGAAGGUGGAAAAUAAAUAUCAAUUUUGAAAAUAUUUCUUUUUUCUGUGUAAUUUUUGUAUAUAUUUUUUGUAUUUUCAUAAAAGUCUUAAAUCAUUCUCUGAUUAAAAUUUUGUGCUCCCUUGGCCGAGUGGUUAGCGUCAUAACUAACAUGCCGGGUGUUCGGGUUCGAUUCCCGUUCUGGUCGGGGGAAUUUUUCGUCAAUGAAAUUUCCUCCGACUUGCACUGUGAUCACGCGUAUUCUAGAGCUUGCCACUCAGAAUGCAUUCAAGGCGUGUUAUUUGGCAUAGAAAUCUCAACUAAGUACUAAUAAAAAUGACGCAAGUAAUACUACGUUGAGACGGCGAAGUUCCUCUAGGAACGUUAGUGCCAUUGAAGAAGAAGAAGAAGAAGAAGAAGUUUAAAAAAAACUUUAAAAAUCUUAAAAUUAAAAAAAAAAAAUUAACUCAAAAACUAUAAGCACUACAGAACAUUGGUCAGAUAAUGAAAUGUAGGAAAUUGUUCAAGCUUUAAUAAAAAAAAGCACACAAAUUUUUAAAAAAAUAUUUUGAAAAUUAAAAUUAGUUUUUCUCAAAAAAAAAUAAUCUUUUUUAAAAUUUUGAACUAAAAUUAUAUGCAUAGUCCAUACAACCAGGAAGUCUUCCAUACAGACACUGUUGCUUUUGGUAAUUUUUAGAAAAUUAAAAAAAAAACGAAUUUUAGAAAAUUUAAAAAAAAUUAAAAAAAAAAUAUUUUAAUUUGAAACAAAAAAUGUUCAACAUAAUUUUAAAAAGGCAUUUUUUUAAUGAAAAUUUGAACAAUUCCCUACAUUUCAUUCCAAUGAGGUACAUAUGAGGUGGAGCAGUAGGCAAAAUAUACUUGAUUUAGUACACAACAUAUGGUGUUAUUCAAUAUGGAAUGUGUAUGGAAGAAACAAAACAAUGAUUAAAUAACUCACAGUUUCAUGAUGUUACGAGCCUAAUUGCUGAUGACAUUUUGUAAAUGAUUGUUUUCUAAAAGAUGGCAAUUGUCAUCAAGCAGCAAUGGUAAAUUAUUUUCAUCAUUUAAGGGGCAAAAAUGUCCAGAGAACAGUUGUACUCUUAGUCCUCUGAAAAGCAGAAUUUUCAAUGAAAUUUUGCUUAAUUUCACUGUUUUUUCUCAAAUUUUCUCAAAAAUAAUUACUGAUGACAUUUUGUAAAUGAUUGUUUUUUAAAAGAUGACAAUUGCAUUGUGACUUAUUUCCAGUCGUACUCUUAGUCCUCUAAAAUAGCAGAAUUUUCAAUGAAAUGUUGCUUAAUUUUACACCGAUACUGUGAGCGUCGAAAUAAUCGACAAUUUAUCGCGAAAACAAUGAAAAUUUUGUUUGUUACUAUGAAGGUGAGAGAGUGAAAAGGACGCACAAAAAUAUCACUUUUAUUCAUCUUCUUCGAACUGAUUCUACAAAUAUCCACUACACAAUGUCAUAUUCUCAUAUUCAGCGGAAACUUGAAACAACUAUCUGUUUUUAAUUGAUUUUCGGAAAGCUUAUGCCCUCAGAAAUGUUGUCCUAAAAGGAUUUUUCGAUAUUUGAUUUCGUUGGAAAGUUACAGCCAAAAGUAUGAAGCCACCUCAAGGGAAAAUUGUAUUGUUGUACGAAUAUUGAAACGCGUUUUUCUCGAAACCAUGUUAUUUCAACUGGUGGUAUCGAUAUCUCAGGAUCUACUCGACCGAUUGGUCUGAAAUAUUUUAUCAGCAUGUAAAAAUGAAUUAUCUAAGGCGUUACAUAGCCGUUUUUUUAUAUCUAAUUUUUUUGGGUUUUUUUUUCCAAAAUCGCUAUUUAGAGAUUUUUCAUGAAAAAUACCUAAUUUUUAACAAAAAUGGCUGCCGGUUUGGCAAUUUUUCUGAAUUUUUAAAAACCCCUAUGUAGCGCUUUAGGUAUUGUCCUAAAGUUUCAAAAUAUUCAUUGUAAUUCGUUCUGCGACACCCCGUUGCUUCAGAACAGAUAGCACCAGCAAGGUACCGAUUUACGAACAGCAUUAUGACGCUGUCAACAGCGUCAUACUCAUUAUUCGUGCACUCAAAAAAUGGAAAAUACAUCUUCAAAUAUACCUUGAACACUUACCAAAAUACACGAACACUUCAAUUUAUUCGUAUCAUCCGAAAAAACCCAUCAAUGAUAUCGAAAAUCGUGUUUUUGCAUUUUAUACGAUUUCAGGUUCGCAUGACGCAUACUUUGAUGAUAUUUCAUACGAGUAUGAUUUGAUACGAAUUAAUAUACGACCUAACCUGUGCAAAAGUUAUUCGAUCUAAUGCAUGCUAAGUAGGCUUAAAAAGGCAAAAAAAAGAAAUUUCCAGAAAUUUCAUAUGCCUCAACUAAACAAUUGUUUUGUUCCAUACUUAUUGGCUUUCAAAAUUUGAUGAUUGUGGUUAACAAAAUGUGCUGCCACGACUCAAACAGGCAAGAUACUACAUCUUCUAAUGUUUUUCUCCAGUGAUCUGUUCAGUGGUUGAGCAAAAAAAAAAAUCAUACUAUGUAUUAUCAGAGAAAAUUUCAUCCCCACAACAGCGCGCGUUUCAGUUAUCAAUUAUUGAAACGGCCGUUCACAAAAUAGUUGCCGGCUUAUCCAUGCAUUAUGAAAUUUUAUCAAAGUGUAGUAUAUUUGGAGCGUCGAGGGUCUUCCAAUCAUCAUCUAUGACGGAUUUUGAGCAACAGAAACGUUCGAACAUGGUAUGAAAGUUAUCCGGUUUCGUCAGUUUUGAUUCCAGUUACGUUUUUUCCUUCAAAUGAGCUGAUGUAAUUUUUAAAUGUUUUAAAAAAUGAACCAGAUUCCUCGCAAUUAUGUACUUGAUGAACGCUCAAAUCAUGAUUUUCAGUUCUUGAACUAUCCAUUGCCCAAAAGUCAACCGACUUUUCGCCGCAUACAAUAUAUUACGGUUUUGAUUACCUAACCUCUUUUCAAAAUUAACUGAACUGAAACGACGAACCUGGAACGAACUGAACCUUUAAUCUUAUUUCUUAUUUUCCGAAAAACUAGAUGUAAACGAAGAUGAUCGUCACUGUAUUUGCAAAAUGUAAAUAGACUAUUAAGACCGUAUAAAAUCUUAUAAUUGCCCCCUUUAUUUGUAAUUUGUGGAAAAAAAAUUCCUUUUUUUUAUUUUCCGAAACCAGCUAUCGACUUUCUGAGCGAUCACUAUUCUUUAUAAUAUUGACUAUCAGAGACGAAAACGUGACCUUUCAUUCAUUCUGUUCUAUGUGUUCUAUGUAUCAAACGAAAACCGAAUGAUGGCGCUAAUUGGAUUUGUUAUCUGUUUGUUUCUAUCUUUGUCCGCUAAACUUUGAAAGCACAAGAAAUUUUUCUUUCAUUACCGGAUAGUUUUACCUACCGCACAAUAUAAUAUUAUUUGAAGGUUCCAAAACUAGAAACAUGUUGUAAUAAUAAUAGCUUAAUAGCUUAAAAACUUUUAUUUCAUCUCCAGGUACUAAUUUAUAACGAAGAUAAGAUUUUCGAUAUAGCACUUCACUCCGCUAAUUUUUAGUCGAGUUUGUAAUCUUUCAUUUUUUCGUGACAUUUUACAUAUUUAGAUUUUAUUUAGAUCUAACCGGAAUAUAUGGAGGGUAAAAUGAAAACCUAAACACAGAACAUGCAGGAAAAAAUGAAAGAUUUCGAAUGCUUAUAGCUCGAACAUUUCGUACUGGAUAGGAGAGAUGUUUGCAUCACUUGAUAGGGAAUAUUUCUACGCAGGUUUCUGGGGAAAUCGGCUCUGCAAAUAAAUGCAAACUGCGAGUACUUUUGUCCUCGCUUGCCUUUGUGCAGAGUGGAAUAUGUCUGUCCUAACAUGAUCUUCUAAACUUAGGAACCUGGGAAAAUCGUGCAGCCACUAGAAGCGAAUGAACUUCCCAGUUUCAAGCAAAUUCGAGAUUCGAGAAGUAUGUACACUUUUGGGAUGUAAACUUCAGAGGGAAAUGUAAAAUAAAAUAAUCGUUUGAUAAUUUUUUUUUGUCUUUAUUGGAAAGAUUUUCAACCUUAGGCUGGUUCAUCAAACGUUUGAUAAUUCUUCCGUACAUAUAUUUUGUUCUAGUCAUCAUACCAAACGUAAAAGGUCCGUCAUUAAAUUUACUUGUAACGAAGAACAAUCAAUCACAAUAAAUGAAUUGACUUUACACGGCAUUUGUUCAUUUUUUUCACUCACAGAGAUAUUUGCUCUUGAACUCAAUUGAAUUUGGAAACUGUUUCAAUCAAUCAAGAAUUUAAUCAAUACAAACGAAUGAUUGCUAAGCUAAGGUAGUUCCACGUGAACCUUGCGGUUAUAUCAUAGAUAUAACCCACUCAUUUUUUUACACCCAUUUUUAAAGUAUUUCCACGUUGAUAACCGACUUUUGUUCAUAUGUUCAUGAAUUACGGCACUGUUUAUUUGAAACCUGAUUUUUUCGCGAGUCUUGAAUUAUUCUGUAGAGAAGUUGCACUGUGUUUGGUUUGCAGUAGGCCAUGUCCUGCAACACAACACAACGUGUCAAAAUCAUAGAACCGUAGUAGCCGAUGUCGGAAGCGUGUUCGACAGUAUAUACCCGCUGUCAGCGGUAUUGCUGCACUUAAAACUAAUCCUCCGCUGUCCCCUCAGCAAACUUUCAAUCAUCCCCGCCCAUUUCCCCCCGUAGCGCUCUCUCUCUCUCAUAGGCAAAGUCUAUAAAAUCCUUUCUCUUUUGUUUUCUCUU
Messenger RNA from Toxorhynchites rutilus septentrionalis, 10151 nucleotides. It is a transcript of the gene NfI, whose product is annotated as nuclear factor 1 C-type. Gene Ontology annotation, biological process: transforming growth factor beta receptor signaling pathway; regulation of transcription by RNA polymerase II. Gene Ontology annotation, cellular component: nucleus. Lineage: Eukaryota; Metazoa; Arthropoda; Insecta; Diptera; Culicidae. Bases 333 to 983 code for a protein of 216 amino acids. The transcript is spliced from 7 exons. Gene Ontology annotation, molecular function: DNA-binding transcription factor activity, RNA polymerase II-specific; RNA polymerase II cis-regulatory region sequence-specific DNA binding. The record is from RefSeq and is a predicted model, not a curated record.